GAGACACGAAUGGUGACUCCAGACUUUAGCCUAAAACCACCUCCUUCCCAACACAAUGCACUGAUCGGAAGUCCCAGCAAAAGCGCACUCACAAAAAGGGGGGCAAAGUGUUAGGGCUGGCUGGCGGAGGAGGCUAACUUUGUUGGCGUUUGGAGUUGGGAGGCUCACGGAACUUCUCCACAAAGCACAAAGUUGCCUUAGCUCCUCCUCUUGUGUUCUUCUGGAGCGAGAUUGAUUUCAUACCAAAUCUCAUUCUUGAAAUUCCACCUUCGCUGUCAACUUCGGGAAAUAUUUUUUUUAAAUCUCCAAACAGCAAAUUUCUUUAACUUUUUUAAAAAAAACAAAUUUAGAAAGUGGGAAACCUUUCACAGGUCGCCGUCUGGGGGGGUUCUUGAAUUUUUUUCACCCUCUCCCUGUUUAUAUAACACGGGCACUUUUCAGGAGCGGCGGAAAGUUUUCCAAAGUUUGAUUCGGCCACCAGAAACUUUUUUUCUGUUGUUGUUCCUUCGAAGUCGAAGAGUGUCACCUGAAAAAGGAAGGAAAAGCCAACAGGUAUUGUGGCCUGGAGAUCAGUUGGAUAAACUACAGGAGAUCCCAAAGUUUUAUUUUCGGGAGGCUUUAACAGGGGUUUCUCUUCAGUGACCACCGGCUCUUCUCAGAGCCCCACCAGCUGCCACAAUUGCGUCCAACGACUGGAAUGGGAGUGGGAGCCCCGGAGAGGGGAGGCAGGACGGGGGGGAUGGGUUGGAAAAAUCAUUGGAUAAUGACGCCGAGGGAGUAUGGAGUCCUGACAUUGAGCAGAGUUUCCAGGAGGCCUUGGCCAUAUAUCCACCAUGUGGGCGACGGAAGAUUAUCCUGUCUGAUGAGGGCAAGAUGUAUGGCCGUAAUGAGUUGAUAGCGAGAUAUAUCAAGCUACGGACCGGCAAAACACGCACAAGGAAGCAGGUGUCUAGUCACAUACAGGUGUUAGCCAGGAAGAAAGUGCGAGAAUACCAAGCAAGCAUCAAGGUGUCUAGUCAUAUGCAGGUUCUUGCCCGAAGGAAAGCUCGUGAGAUUCAGUCCAAGCUGAAGGCAAUGAAUGUGGAUCAAGCCUCAAAAGACAAGGCCCUGCAGAAUAUGGCUGCCAUGUCUUCAGCACAGAUCGUUUCAGCAACUGCAAUGCAGAACAAAUUGGGGAUAACACCCAUCCCACAAGCUCCCUAUCCAGCAGCAGCCAGGUUUUGGCCUGGUUCUCUUCCUGGACAGCCUGGGUCCUCUCAAGACAACAUUCCAGAGCUGGCAGGCUGUGGAUGGAUGCCCAGAGACACAUGGAGCAGCACAUCCGCUGAGGGCCACAGUGUGAAGCCCUUCGCCCAACCAUCAUACCCUAUUCAGCCAGCGGUACCGCCAUCCAUAGCAAGUUAUGAGCCCUUGGGCCCUCUCUCACCAGCUACUAUCCCAGUGUGGCAAGACCGAACCAUCGCCUCGUCUAAACUCAGGCUGCUGGAGUACUCUGCCUUUGUGGAGAUGCAGAGAGACCCAGACACGUAUAACAAACACCUCUUCGUACAUAUUGGUCAGACAAACCCAUCCUACAGCGAUCCUUUACUGGAGGCCGUGGAUAUCCGUCAGAUCUACGACAAAUUCCCAGAGAAAAAGGGCGGGUUAAAGGAAUUGUUUGAGAAAGGACCACAGAACGCCUUCUUCUUAGUAAAGUUCUGGGCGGACCUUAACAGCAACAUCCAGGAUGGACCUGGGGCUUUCUACGGAGUCAGCAGCCAGUACACUAGCUCUGAGAACAUGACAAUCACCUGCUCCACUAAGGUCUGCUCUUUUGGAAAGCAAGUGGUGGAGAAGGUGGAGACAGAAUAUGCCAGGCUGGAGAAUGGAAGGUUUGUGUAUCGGAUCCAUCGCUCCCCGAUGUGUGAAUACAUGAUCAACUUCAUCCACAAACUCAAGCAUUUACCAGAGAAAUACAUGAUGAACAGUGUGCUAGAGAACUUCACUAUCCUUCAGGUUGUGACCAACCGGGACACCCAGGAGACCUUGCUGUGUAUAGCGUUUGUAUUUGAGGUGUCGACAAGCGAACACGGUGCACAACAUCACGUUUACCGACUGGUGAAGGACUAGGACCCCACCCCCAACCUUCCCUACACAGAGGGUGCUGCCGCCUGCCAUUUAUCUACACAUCUUGGUGCCUGCUCAUUUUUACCAAACGCAAAAAAAAUCUAUUUUUCACAGAAAUACAGAUAUUUUUACAUCCGAACAAAUGUAAAAAAAAAAUUACAAAAAAAAAUGAACUGUUGUGAAGUCAAAAGAACAAUAUUCUGCACUACUUCUGUGAGGGUCAUGUAUGUGUGUGUGUUUUUAUUUCCUCUCUCCAGAACUCAAGCUCAGUGAGAGGUAAUGGUACGGUUUUUCUUCCUUUUAAAAAAUAAUUAAUAAUAUUUACACUUCAGGGAUAGUAAGUAUUGGAUAAGAAUCACUUUCAGAAAGUAAGUGUUAAUGGGGACUUGUGUGUAGGAAUGUUGUCUCUAUUAUAGUUGUUC
Messenger RNA from Carcharodon carcharias (great white shark), 2528 nucleotides. Its product is annotated as transcriptional enhancer factor TEF-5-like. The transcript has 16 exons. Gene Ontology annotation, molecular function: RNA polymerase II cis-regulatory region sequence-specific DNA binding; DNA-binding transcription factor activity, RNA polymerase II-specific. NCBI's taxonomy places the organism in Eukaryota, Metazoa, Chordata, Chondrichthyes, Lamniformes, Lamnidae. Gene Ontology annotation, biological process: embryonic organ development; regulation of transcription by RNA polymerase II; hippo signaling. The record is from RefSeq and is a predicted model, not a curated record. Gene Ontology annotation, cellular component: transcription regulator complex. Bases 874 to 2109 code for a protein of 411 amino acids.